GGUGAAAAGGAGGACGAACCCGGAACUCAAGCUGAACUAAACUUCUCUGGUUGACUUGAACGCGAUAAGGAAAUAUAUAAUCUGCUGCUGUUAUGUUAUUCAAGUCACUCGUAGGGAGUGCCUGCACUCUGCUCGGAGCUGCUACAGCCUUCAAAUACGCCCCUGUAGAAGUCCGGGCCCAGGCAGCUGCCCUCCUUCACAGCGCAGUGAGGAAAUCCUCAAUGGUGGAACAAGCAAACAUGAGGGUUGAACUUCUCCCAGCUCUCAGUGACAACUACAUGUACCUCCUGAUAGAUCCGGACUCCAGAGAGGCAGCUAUUGUUGACCCUGUGGAGCCAAUAAAGGUUAUUGAAGCCGUCAGAAAACAUGGCGUAAAACUCACAACAGUUCUGACCACUCAUCACCACUGGGAUCACGCUGGUGGAAAUGAGAAGAUGGUGAAGCUAAUGCCGGGACUGAGGGUCUACGGAGGAGACGACCGAGUCGAUGCCAUUACAAAGAAAGUUUCUCAUUCCCACAGUUUCAAAAUUGGAUCACUCAACGUCAAAUGCCUGUUUACACCGUGUCACACGACUGGACACAUCUGCUACUAUGUGACAAAGGAAAACAGCACUGAGCCGCCAGCUGUUUUCACAGGGGACACGCUGUUUGUGGCUGGUUGUGGUAAAUUCUUCGAGGGUACAGCAGAGCAGAUGCACAAAGCCUUGAUAGACAUCCUGGGACGCCUGCCUCCUGAAACGCGUGUUUACUGCGGUCACGAGUACACCGUCAGCAAUCUGAAAUUUGCACGUCACGUGGAACCGGACAACGAAGUCAUUCAGAAGAAGCUGGCGUGGGCAAAGGAGAAAUGCAGUGAUGGAGAACCAACCAUCCCGUCCACGGUGGCAGAUGAAUUCACAUUUAACCCCUUCAUGAGAGUAAAAGAGAAGUCCGUGCAAGACCACGUAAAGCAGACGAGCUCGAUUGAAACCAUGAGAAGUCUCCGGAAAGAAAAAGAUGGCUUCCGGGUGCCCAAGGAGUGAUGUCCAGCGACUUUUCUUAACUGCUUACAACGCUGCGAGCUGUCAAUAGUGAACUACAGAAAACAUCUGCAUAUUCAAAGCCUCCAUAAAUCAAUCUACUACAUUCACGCUCCCAUUUUUCAUCACUACAUUCAGCCCUAAUAUGGCUAUAAACUUGUUUUAGUUGACUUUGGUUUCGUGGUUUUAAGGAAUAUAUGGCCAUUAAUUCAAUGCUUUAAAUGACAAAUAAGUUUGUAAAUCUGAGUUUUAGAGUCUAUUUAAUAUAUUAAUGUACAAACUACAAUUUCAUGAAGUGUUAAAUGGGAGCAGCUUGAAGAAAAAAUGUUGGAAUACGUGUACAAUUUCUGUAAAUUCAUAAAAUAAUUUUGUUGUCUGUAAAGAUUCGUAUCAACGCUUUAUUUUGGAGGGCUUCCGUGUGGCAUUUCUUUUCAUAUUUGCGUGGAAGCUGGUUGUUAAUUAUGUGAAAUUCAGCACAAGUGCUUUUUUAUUUCUUCCUUUAUUCAAAAGCGCUCUGUGAGCAAAGCAAUGUCUACUUACUGCUGUGUCAGCAUUACAUGUUAGAUACCCUGAAUGCUCGUUUGCAUGUAAAGUACAAUCUUACAAAGAAUAUUGCAUGAUGUUCUUCGGAAAAAGCAAUAAAACAAAUUUAUU
Messenger RNA from Sebastes umbrosus (honeycomb rockfish), 1673 nucleotides. RefSeq names its product hydroxyacylglutathione hydrolase, mitochondrial-like. NCBI's taxonomy places the organism in Eukaryota, Metazoa, Chordata, Actinopteri, Perciformes, Sebastidae. Gene Ontology annotation, molecular function: hydroxyacylglutathione hydrolase activity. The record is from RefSeq and is a predicted model, not a curated record. Gene Ontology annotation, biological process: glutathione metabolic process. The coding region runs from base 93 to 1022 and encodes 309 amino acids. Gene Ontology annotation, cellular component: mitochondrion. The transcript is spliced from 9 exons.